CAACGCCUACUGCCGGGCGAGCCGGGCAGGCAUCGAUCGGGCUCCUCUGCGCUAAGUGCAGUCCCAACAAGCGCUUCCUUUUAAUCAUUUACUUCAAGGGCUUUGCUUCUGUUUUCUCGCCAUCCACUUCCGAUAAAAUCAGUUAAGGCAGGCUCUUUUGGAGAGAUCAGAUUUAUCGGUUAAUAGUUGAGGAUCCUGUACUUUAUUUCUAAAUACACUUGAAAAUAUUUUUCUAAUGGUUAAAAAUUAAACCCAGAUCUAACAGCUGACAUUCAAAAGAAUCCCAGCCAGAGGAAUUUGUCUAGGAAGAGAAAUAAAAUUUCAUCAUGCGAAUGCUCCCAAUUUGCUUGGUUUUCUUGUGUCUCUUUUGUCUUUGUGGAUCAGAGGUUAAACCUGCCCAGCCAGCUAAGCAAGACAACUACCUCAUAGAAGAAUGCUUGGGCAACAAAUACACCCACAAGUCCUGUAAGAAAGUUUUUUGUCAGCCAUGGGAACGAUGUGUGGAGGGAAGGUGCCUGUGCAAGCUCCCCUACCAGUGCCCAAAGAACGGCUCUGCAGUUUGCUCUAGCGGCGGGAAGAACUUCCGUACCUACUGUCAGCUGAAGAGCUACGAGUGCCAGCAGCCCAAAGCAAAGUUUCUGCACAGGGGAACGUGCAAGCCUGAAGAAACAUUUUCAGUCUCUCUGGGUCAUGGAGAUUCAAGUUUGCUUCGAGUAAAACCCAUGAAUCACAAGGAGGACAGUUUUGUGUGUGCUAGUGAAUGGACUAUGAAUGAAGCAAACGUGGCUUGCAGGCACCUUGGCUUUGAAUUAGGUGCUGAAUAUUACCAAGUCACUUCCAGCAUCACAGAAUCUGCCUUAAAUUCAUUAAACUGUCUGCAAAUAAGUUGCAGGGGCCUAGAGACAAGUCUUGCUGAAUGUCACAUAGAGAUGAAAUCAAGAGAUAGUAAUGAGGGACUGGUUAGCCUGCAGUGCCAUGAAAAUCUCAGAGUUUGUUCAGAUGGGGAGUUUCACUGUGUCAACAAGAAGUGCAUUUCUCUGAAUAAAACCUGUGAUGGGAUCAAUGACUGUGGAGACCUGAGUGAUGAACUGUGCUGUAGAGAGUGCAGAGAAAACAGCUUCCACUGCCGGUCAAACAUCUGUAUUCCAAAUAAGAGUGUCUGCAACAAAGAAAUUGACUGCCUCACAGGAGAGGACGAAGCUGGAGCUAUCUGUGCAGGCAAAGAAGAAGAUGCUGAAAAUAACAGUAUGGAUAAAGAAAGAAAAAUGAUAAAGACACUUCUUCCCCAAGUGCACUGCGGUGUUAGGAAUCACACACUAACUCGACGGAAAAGAAUUGUAGGUGGAGAGAUUGCUGGAAAGGGUGAAUUUCCUUGGCAAGUGGCAAUUAAAGACACCAGCAAUGAAGGUUCCACAGUGUACUGUGGAGGGGUUUAUAUUGGUGGCUGUUGGGUUCUGACUGCUGCUCACUGUGUCAGGGCAAAUCGGGUCCAUCUCUACCUUGUCUGGGUUGGAAUGUUGAACACAAUAGCGUAUGACAAAGAGACAAAUACUUACAAACUAAACCAAGUGAUAAUUCAUGAAAACUACAAUGCAUCAACGUAUGAAAAUGACAUUGCUCUGCUGGAGCUGAAAGGUUCUGGGCUCGGAGAAUGCUCCCUGGAAGAGACCAGCACACCUGCCUGUGUGCCCUGGUCAGAGUAUAUGUUUAAGACUGGUGACAGAUGCAAGAUUUCUGGAUGGGGACUAGAGAAAGGUUACACAAAACAAUUUAUCCUCAAGUGGGGAAAUGUUAAUUUAUUUCACAAUUGUUCUGAAUUGUAUCCAGGACGAUUUUUUAAAAAAAUGGCAUGUGCAGGUACUUAUGAUGGCUCCACAGACAGCUGCAAAGGUGAUUCAGGAGGGCCCCUGGUGUGCUUUGAUGCAGAAGACGUGGCCUAUGUGUGGGGCAUUGUGAGCUGGGGUGAGAACUGUGGCGAGGCUGGUCACCCUGGCGUGUACACACAGGUUGCCAGCUACUAUGACUGGAUUAGCCACCAUGUAUCAAGGGGGCUCAUUUCACGGUACAAUAUCUGAAGCUCAGAAAAUUCAAUGCUUCCUUCAUAUCACCUAUGCAAAAAUAGUCCUUUUCCACAAUCAGCUGUCACACAACUUAGCAACAAUCAGUACAAAUCUUCAAGGAAUGUAUUUUGAAAAUUCUUAACACUCUCUGAAUAUCGCAUUUUUGCAGAGCCUGUGGGAAGAGAAUUUUACAGGCACAAGUCCACUGCAAAGGUCUCUAAUAAAAGCAGAUAUUAAAAUA
This is a messenger RNA of Melospiza melodia melodia, 2301 nucleotides long. RefSeq names its product complement factor I (gene CFI). NCBI's taxonomy places the organism in Eukaryota, Metazoa, Chordata, Aves, Passeriformes, Passerellidae. Bases 327 to 2075 code for a protein of 582 amino acids. Gene Ontology annotation, biological process: proteolysis. The record is from RefSeq and is a predicted model, not a curated record. The transcript has 12 exons. Gene Ontology annotation, molecular function: protein binding; serine-type endopeptidase activity. Gene Ontology annotation, cellular component: membrane.